Messenger RNA from Nycticebus coucang (slow loris), 2508 nucleotides. RefSeq names its product small integral membrane protein 11 (gene SMIM11). The record is from RefSeq and is a predicted model, not a curated record. The transcript is spliced from 3 exons. NCBI's taxonomy places the organism in Eukaryota, Metazoa, Chordata, Mammalia, Primates, Lorisidae. The coding region runs from base 458 to 634 and encodes 58 amino acids.
UCAGAACGAGACCAUAUCUGCGUCUUGGACAAAGAUGCCCGGCGCGCAUCCCAGGGCUCUCCCUCCACUGUCCGGGCGAACCAGACUACGGCUUCCAGCCACAGCCCUAGGAAGAUCGCCAAGGACCCACUGCGCCUGCGCGUGCAGCAGCUCACCCAGAAGGAUGCGCCCGCUGGCUGAGCCAGCGCACACAACUGUACGCCACAGAGGCUGCCGCCGCGACGGCUAGCCGGGCCCACUGCGCCGGCGCGCGGAGCGGUGCAUUUUGGGACGUGUAGUUUUUCCCCCGCAGCAUUGUGGGAGUCGCGGAUUGUUUGCUGGAGCGGCUCUGGCGGGCAGCCGCCGGGAGGAGUCAGAUCUUCCACCUCCCUGAACCUGAGUUUCUCACUCUCUCUCCUCAUGUGCUUGUCGGGACGGGGUCUACACUGAUCAGAGGUGAAUUCACACUUGGUUCGCCAUGAACUGGAAGGUUCUUGAACACGUGCCCCUGCUGCUAUAUAUCUUGGCAGCAAAAACAUUGAUUCUCUGCCUGGCAUUUGCUGGAGUGAAAAUGUACCAAAGGAAAAAGUUGGAAGCAAAGCAGCAAAAGCUGGAGGCUGAAAAGAAGCAGCAGUCAGAGAAGAAAGAUAACUGAUAGAGAAUCCAGGUACCUGACCUUGAGCUUGGAACCAGCCAAUGGCUUAUGGCUGCCAAGCAGUGGGUGUGUUAGGACUAGAAUUCCAGGUCCCCUGGGCCUGAUAGGCUUCGUGAGCACACAUGACCUGCCUGUCCACCGAGAUGUAGAUCCCGAUCCUGGACCCUGCCCUCUGUGGAGCCCAGGUGUACGGGGGAUGAAUUGACCCUUCUCUAAGCCUGCAGUGGUUUCUGUAGGUAUUGGGACUCCUGAGAAUUUAAUGACAGCCAUUCUCCCCAGAGAAGCACACAAACCCAAAACACCUGCAGUUGUGUGUACACUUGUAGAUGGAAGUGGAGAAGGACGAGAUGGGGAGUCACAGGUCAUUUGAAACCUCAAAAUUAAGAAACCCUAUUGUCUUCAAGAUAAAGCCUAACUCCUUGGUGUGGCAGGUAAGCCCAUGUUUCACUUGCCACCUACUCCCUGUGCUCCCAGAGGCCAGGUCUUGGCCACCAUAGACCUUCCUGCCCCCAGCCUUGUUGGUUAGUCCUAGGCUAGAAGGCCCUUCCCGACAACCUCCUCACCAGGCAGGAGGGCUUCCUUGUCACUGUGUCCUGGUGCCUGUCACAGUGUACCCAGAAGGGCCCUGAUGUGCUUGUGGUGGUAAACACAUCAGCCCACCAGGGAAUUCUUGUACAGAUUAGCACAUGAUAGCAGUCUCCUGGAUUCUGGGGUGUUGAUACAAUCUCUUCAUUUCUCGGGUUGACUUCUGGGCUUCUCUGAAAUAGGAUUCAAAUGUAGUGGUAGGGGCCUCUAGAUCAGUGUUUCCCAAACCUGAGGAUCAGAAUUGCUGGGAUCUUAUUAAAAUGCAGAUUUGCAGGCUUUUGCUUCAGCGAUUCCAUUCUGUCUAUGUGUGUCUGGGCAUGUACUUUGAAAACCCAUUAGGUGACACUCAAGUAGUCCUCUCAGUAACAGGUCACCACGGGAAGCACUGGGCUAGGUGACCUCCUCAACCCCUGCCCACUCAGAUUCCACGUGUAUGCAGACAAGAUCCCCUUCCAGUGCUGUCAGACUGGUGAGGGUGAAGGCACACUGGUGGUGACAGUAGCACACUUGCUGAGUGAUUGUUCUGUGCUGGGCAUUUUGCUGGCUAUUUCCUGCACAGCUGGGUUAUCACUCCUGACUGCUGUAUGAGGCGUAUCCAGGUUGAAAAACAGUGACUCACACUGUUCCUGGUGAAGAGCAGACCCAGAAACUGAACCCAAGUCAAAGCCAUUUACCCAGCGUACCAAGCUCGAGUUGCCCUGCCCUCCUGAACAUAGGCAGGUGAGCAGACAUGCUUGACUCUUUCACUCACCGUUUCCAGCAUCCACAGCCCUUGGCUGCUUCUCAGUGAGUUGUAGGUUUUUGCCAGACAGAAGUUACUGCUACGGAACUUGCUGUAAACUCAGGAGCAGGUACUUAGACAGGGGAAGAGAAAUGUGAAAGGGCAAGGGGAGGCAGUUCACAGUGAGAUGCUGCUGGUCGAAUUUAUGUUCCUGACGUCCUCAUUUUGCAUGUCAAACUGAGAAGAGGAAGGAAACAUGAGAGGUGAGAUCACGAAGGCGGCUUCCGCCCUCGGACAUGACCAGAGGCCCGUGGGUUGAGCAGGGCUGACAGCUUCCAUGCCCCCCAGGCUGGCUGCCUCUCACAGGCUGGAGCCUUGCUUUAAACAACCUGGGAUUUCAUGUGAAAGGGAAAUAGCAGUGCUAAAAGUACAUCAUUAAUAGAUAAACUUGAAUAGUUUCUGUUUGUCAAGUCUGAAUGGCUGAACGUGAGUGUUCAUGUUAAUGUUGAGCAAGUAGAACAUUAGCUAUAAUUUUACCAAACAUUUCCUUCCUGCCUAGCACUUUGCU